Molecule: messenger RNA, 1586 nt
Organism: Sycon ciliatum
Lineage: Eukaryota; Metazoa; Porifera; Calcarea; Leucosolenida; Sycettidae
Exons: 5
Coding region: 256-1026 (256 amino acids)
Source: RefSeq, a predicted model, not a curated record
GCUCACACAACAAGAUACCGGUUCCCAUAUUGGUAGAAAGCGGCUGAUGGUGACCGUCGUAACAACUCAAGACUCAGUGCCGUGGUGCACGGGUGCUUUUUGCGCUUGCUUGUUGAGGCAAGGACUGCCCCCAUUGCCAGAUAACGAACUUGUAUAAUAAUAAAAAUAAAGCCUACGCAAGUGACUUGACAGUUCACCACUUGUAGACCUGGCCCAUCACGCUGUAUGUUUGGCUAGUGCAUAACCACUGUCGUCAUGUCUGGAUCAAAGGAAAGGAAUGGUUUGGCUGGCACCACUGUGAUUCACCAGAAUGGGAAGCCUCCUCAGAGUGUUGCCACUGGCACGCAGAGCAUGGCGGAAUAUAGAGCAAUAGCAAGGAAGAAGCUACUUCCUCAAGGGUACUCUGGUUACAUGCACUUGUUCUAUUUGUUUGGUACAUGCACCGCCAUUAUGUCCAUAUGUGUUUGGUGGAUGGAGCGGCUCACCUGGCUUGAUUGGCUCUCUAUCCCCGUCUUCAUGUCAAUCGCCAAUGCGUACGAGUACGCGGUGCAUCGCUAUCCCGGCCAUGUCACACUGUCGCCGCAGCCGUUCCGUUAUUUUCACAAAAGUCACACUGGCCUACAUCACCGUUUCUUCACGUACGAGAACUUCCAGCCAGACCUGGGUCAUGUUGACUACUAUUUUGCUCUUUUUCCACUGCGAGUCUAUGCGACAUGGUUCCUGACGGCUACCCUACCGGUAACGCUGGUCGGUCGCUACUAUCUGCCUUGGAACAUCUGCCUCAUUGCAGCUUGUGUUGGUUCUUUCUACCUAGUGCUGUAUGAAGUGCUUCACAGCUAUGCACACGAGUCACUGCCAAGGGCGAUGCUGAGCGUCGUCUCGUACAUUCCCGGCGCUGAUUUUGUGCGGGAGCACCAUCGUCUGCACCACCAUCCGCGCUUGAUGACCAGCUGCAACUUCAACUUGACUUUCCCGCUGACCGACUGGCUGGUUGGAACUCUGGUUACAAAGCUACCAGCCAGCUAGACCUGUCACCAUGGUAAACAGUGCCACGUGAUCGACGAGGAUUUCAUCGGCAACUCAGCUUCUUUGUACUGCCCUGGCGUGAAAUAGCGUGUGUACAGGUGUAAUGCCAAAUGCCUGUAACGUUCUGGAUCACAAUGGAGACCAUCGUAACAUGCCACAGUGUGCUGAUUUGAACUAUUGUCUCAGUUUGUGAAAAAUUUGUAGCCUCAUUGUUUCUGUAGCCGGUUUCUGCAGACUUUUCUAUUUCCUAUAGCCCUUAGAAAGUUCCUGUGCACAAGCUCAAUUUAGGUUUUUUUUAUUUAGAAAGAAAAGUUAGUUGUGUUGUAUGUACGGGAAUGUCGUACGCAAUAUCUUCGUCUUGAUCUGUUUUACUGCGACGGUUUGCUUGGCCUUGAUCCUAGAGUGCCGCGCUGCGGCUUUAUUGUAGCUAUUUCACCAGAUUAUUUGUGCUUUAAUGGCAUGCCCACUCAUAAUUUUUAUCACUAUUUCUCCGAACACACGUUUAGUGUGUUACUUUGUUACUUCAUGCAUGCGCUGAAAAUUCAAAAAUGGAUCUUUGA